Vicia villosa (hairy vetch) is the source of this 567-nucleotide messenger RNA. Its product is annotated as cellulose synthase-like protein D2. Gene Ontology annotation, biological process: cellulose biosynthetic process; plant-type primary cell wall biogenesis. The coding region runs from base 1 to 567 and encodes 188 amino acids. The record is from RefSeq and is a predicted model, not a curated record. The transcript has 3 exons. Gene Ontology annotation, molecular function: mannan synthase activity; cellulose synthase (UDP-forming) activity. Lineage: Eukaryota; Viridiplantae; Streptophyta; Magnoliopsida; Fabales; Fabaceae. Gene Ontology annotation, cellular component: plasma membrane; trans-Golgi network.
AUGCGUGAAGCUUCCAGUUUUGUUAAUGUGUGGGUUCCAUCCUUCCACAAGCAUGAUAUAAAGUCUAGGAAUAUGGAAUCAUACUUCAGCUUAAAGAAAGAUACUUACAAAAAUAAAGUGAAACCUGAUUUUGUGAAGGUUCGUAGAAGGCUGAAGUGUAAGUAUGAUGAGUUCAAGGUCGUAAUCAAUGGUUUUCUCGAGUCUAUCCGUCACAAGUCAGAUGCUUUUCAUGCAAGAGAGGAAAUCAAGGCCAUGAAAGUUCAGAAACAAAACAGUGGAGAUGAACCUAUUGAGCCUAUAAAAAUUCCAAAAACAUGGAUGGCUGAUGGACCUCAUUGGCCUGGGACUUGGUUGAACACUUCAUCUAAGCACUCAAAGGGUGAACUUGCUGGCAUCAUUCAGGCAAUGUAUAAUGAUUUUUCAGCAGCGAACAUACAGAUUGAUAUAGAUUUCAAUGCAAAGCUUUCAGGAUAUGGUUUUGUUGGACAUAUUGCUGAGGAAGCGUUUUCAAGAAGUUCAGCUGUGGCAGGAAAUCUUUCUGUGGAGACAUGGAGAAAGCAGCCUUAG